This is a messenger RNA of Tilletiopsis washingtonensis, 797 nucleotides long. RefSeq lists its product as hypothetical. Lineage: Eukaryota; Fungi; Basidiomycota; Exobasidiomycetes; Entylomatales. The record is from RefSeq and is a predicted model, not a curated record. The coding region runs from base 18 to 797 and encodes 259 amino acids. The transcript has 4 exons.
CACCACCAGUCCUCAAGAUGGCGACCGCCGCAUCAGGCGCCGCAGCACUCAAGGCGCUCAAGCCGCUCGCGGCACACGCGGCGCUGCUCGGGCGCAUCGCAUACAAGAGCCACGCGCAGCACGCCGCGGCGAGGCCGUUCCGCGCCGUCGAGGCUGUGCGGACGGCACUGGCAAGGGUGCCAUCCGCCGAGACGGCAGUACGCAAGGCCAGGGCGGCGAUGCGCGAGGCCGAGGCCUCAAGCUCAGACGCGACUCGACAACGUGCCGUCGCUGCCUACCACGUCCUUCGACUUGCGCUGCUGCUCCUCGAAGUGGAGCAUCGCGCCGGCAAGGCAUUUGCGCAGCUCACAGCACACCUGCGCACGCCGCCAGCGCCGACAUUUGCGCCGCUCUUCGUCGUGCAGCUCUCGCUCUGCGCGAAAGUCGCGGCAGACACUUGCACUGUGCUGUACGGGCCGGACUCAUCCAGCGAUGAGGGCCUAUGCGGCAUGUAUGCGGCUCUGCAAGGCGCCGCGGCCGACUCGACAGCCAUCCGCGCCAUCGUGGCCCGCGCGGCCGAGAAGCCUCGCGGUGCGGCAGAGCCGAGGGACCUCAGCUGGCUGCCUUUGCGCUUGCAGCGGCCCAGUCGGCCGUCUCGCGAAGCCGAAGCAGCAGGAGCUGCGACGAACACGCCUCAGCUGGCGCAAGCGGCCUCGUCAGCGAAGCAGCCUGCGAGCCGGACAGCGCCGGCUGCGCCAGCGGCAGCGUCUGCACCGCCUGGCAUGGACGACGACGAGGAUCUAGGCGAAGCAAUCUGA